AAAAAAAAUUCUUUUUUUUUUUAAACAAACAAAAUGUCUUGCCAACUUCUCGCCGAUUGUCUUAACGAAAUAUUUGAGUAUUUGGAAGACGACAAAGUCACUUUACAUUCAUGCUUACUAGUCAAUCAUCUUUGGUGUGAAAUUUCUGUUAGAAUUUUAUGGAGGAAUGUUUGGAGAUUCAAGUCUACUUCUUCAUUUCAAUCGGAUCAAGUAUCAUCAAAAAUGUUUGAUAAUAUAAUCACCUGUCUUCCUGAUGAAUCAAAAGAAAUUUUACAUAAGAAUGGUAUAUUUGUCUCAAAGUCAACUUCAAGACCUUCAUUUUUUAAUUAUAUAUCAUUCUGUAAAGUUCUUUCAGUUAAUGAAAUUGAUCUCAUAAUUCAACACUUUCUCGAAAUUCAACGACUAGGAUUAACAAGAAGUUUACAUUAUUAUAAAUAUUUAAUUUUACACGAAAUAUUAAAAAUGUAUAUGAAACAAGUUCCUUCUUUAAAAGCAUUAAAAUAUUUAUCAACAAAAAAUAUUUCCAACAUUACUUUAACAUAUUUUCCUGAAUCUAUUGGUUGUUUGACGAAUCUCUCAGUAUUAAGUUGUGGAUCAGAUAUUCAUUCCGAAUUUUUUUAUCAAUUAUCCCAAAUAUGUUGUAAUAUUCGUUCAUUAACUGUAGAAUUUGAAGGAACAGUUUCAAAUGGGUUAAAAGAUCUGAUCUCUUCACAACAUAGAUUAGAAAGUUUAUCAUUAAUACAAUCUUAUAAUAGUACAGAUUGGAAAGAGCUUAUACCUUCAUUAAAAAAGCAUUCAAACACUUUAAUCAAAUUAAAGAUCAAUGGAGGAGAAAAUGAUGGACCAUUAUCAUUUAUUACUAGAUUCAAAAAUUUACAAGAACUUACUUUAUUUUUUGAUUACAAUGAUGCUUUUGAAGAUUUUAAAGAAUUAAAAUUUGUUAAAUUUUCAC
Molecule: messenger RNA, 952 nt
Organism: Rhizophagus irregularis DAOM 181602=DAOM 197198
Lineage: Eukaryota; Fungi; Glomeromycota; Glomeromycetes; Glomerales; Glomeraceae
Source: RefSeq, a predicted model, not a curated record